AGAUGAAUAAUUUAACAAGAUUUAUUUUAAUAUCAAAAACUGACAAAAUUAAUUUAGAAAAACAAUAGAAUCAAUGUAAUGUUUUACAUUAAAUUGUUUACGAAAAGCCAAUUCUAAAAAACAAAACAAAUUUCAUAUCUACGAAGUAUGAAUACAAGUGAAAUCAUCUUAAUUACCUCGCACAACAAUAAUAAUAAUUCAUAUCAAACAAAUAAAUUAUCAUAUAAAACAUCAAUUGAUUAUCAAUAUAUAGUAGCUAUUGCUUAUGUAUUUAUUCAAACAACAAUUUGUUCAAUUGGUUUCAUAUUGAAUAUUAUUAAUUUCAGUAUAUUCAUAUGCCGAAAGUUUUCAGCGUCUGCUUAUAUAUUAAUGACAGUUUUAUCACUUGCUGAUGCUAUUACUUUAGGAGUCAGGAUACCUCAAGGUUGUAUUUUCCUUCCACAUUUGAAUCAUCAUGCAACGGAUGCAGCUAUCUAUAUUUAUAUGUACAGUAUAUAUGUUGAAACACCUGUAUCAAAUAUGACAGAAAAUAUCAGUGCAUGGUUAACUGUAGCACUUGCUAUUGAACGUUAUGUCAGUAUGAAACAUUGGUCUUUAUCAAAACGAUAUUUUACACGUAAAAGUACACGUCAAUUAAUUGCUUCGAUAUGUAUAAUAGCAUUUAUUUUUAAUAUACCAUAUUUUGCAAUUCAACGAGUAUCAUUAAAAUAUGUUGAUGGUGUAUUACAAUUACAUAGUGAUUUAACUAGUUUUUCACGUUCAACAUAUUAUGCAUUUUAUUCUUGGUUACGUAUUGUAUUUGUUCAAAUUAUUCCAUUAUGUUUCUUAUGUGUUUCAAAUUGUUUAUUAUUUAUACUUGUAUCACAUCAUAAUCGUCGAUUUACCAAUAAUAAAAUGAAGAAUAAUACUAAUAGUAAAGAAAAUAAAUUAUCUAGAAAUAUGUUUAGCAAAUCAAAAACACAUAAACAACAAAUUCAAGUCGAUGAUGCAUCACAAGAUAGUUGUACAGAUGCUAUAAAUUAUUUCGGUGAACAAAAAUUAAUUAAUGAAUCUAAUUUACAGUCAAUUGAAAGAAAUGAACUUGCUAUUCCAGUAAAAUUGAAUAACAAAAAUGAAGUUGAGUUGACUUCCAGAAAAAAUACUCACGAUAAUAAUAAUAAUAGUAAUGAUAAUAACAAUAGUAGUAUUAAAAUCAAAAGAGCAACAUUGAAAGAUCGUUCUAAACAACGAAGGCAAAAUGCCCAAACAAAAUUAACUAUCUUGUUAAUAGCUGUGAUUUUAUUAUUUUUAAUUGGUCAAGUACCUCAAGCAUUAGCUUAUGUUCGAGUAUUCACUACACUUGGUGUAUGCUCUAUUGAUCAAAUACAAACAUGUGUAACUUAUCAUUUAUAUAGAAUGAUAACAAUUAACUUAGCUCAAUUUGCAUUCGCAUCAACAUUUUUUCUUUAUUUAUUUCUUAAUAGAGAUUUUCGAGAAACACUUAGGUAUACUUAUUGUCGUCUGUGUCAAAAAUGUUGUAAAAUUUCUGAAACUAAUCAAAGAUUAUUAAGAGAAACAAAGUACCUUAGCGAACCACCUUCUAAUCUCCAAAAAUAA
Molecule: messenger RNA, 1596 nt
Organism: Schistosoma mattheei
Lineage: Eukaryota; Metazoa; Platyhelminthes; Trematoda; Strigeidida; Schistosomatidae
Source: the annotation of a GenBank genome assembly